AGGAAAAGUGUCAUUUGCUCGUGUGUUUGUUGUUUGCCGAGCGUUUUAGCGAGCAAGAGUAGUUCAUGUGUUUUUAGCUCAAGGUGUAUUAGUUAACGACAACCGCCCCUUACUCGCUUUUUAACUUGAAUAAACAGCUAUGGGCGAUAAAGUUAUGGAAAGCGGCUAACGUUAGCUAACUGAAUGUAUUUCAGUCGGUUACAAUUGUCAGAAGUUGGCUAGUUUCAGGCUAGCUACUACGUAGUUAGCUACCGCUAGUGUAGUGUCAGGGAGCCUGCGGUGGGUUGUUGCCAGCGAUAAAAUCAUUUCGGCUCUCUAGCGUCUUUGAGAGUGCAGAGGUUUCCCAAUUUUUUUGUUUUGGACGGGACAAGAUCUUUUGAGAUAUCUUACCAUGGAUUUGUUUGACAGUAACAGUUCAGAGCGUGCCAGCCUGCCGAGGAACAUGAUUGAGAACAGCAUGUUUGAAGAAGAGCCCGAUGUUGUGGAUUUAGCCAAAGACUCCACAGCCUUUCCGACGUUUCCUGCUCUUGAUCCAGAUGAAGUGACAUAUGAACCCCGUAGUUCACGGUUACUUGUGCGAGGCCUGGGGGAAAACGACAUGGAUGACGAUGAGGAGGACUGCGAGUCUUCAGCACGUUUGUUGGGCAUGUCUUUUAUGAACCGAAGCUCUGCUCACAGAUCCAACUCUUCUCCUUACACCAGGCAGGCACCACCAAGGUCAUGUUCACGACCCUCAUCACGUACCAUAGUUGUAUGUGUGUUAUUCCUCGUGAUAGUGGCCUCAGUGACCAUGGUAUUCUACUUCCUACCUGGCUGCACCUUUACUAAAGCAGGUUGUCAUAAGCCAAACAAGACCAAUCCCAUUGAGCCAGUCUACCCCAUCUCCACAAAUGGUGAAUUGUUUCCAUGGGCACAGCUCCGACUCCCUCAAAGCAUAAAACCUCUCAGCUAUGACCUCACCCUGAACCCCGACCUCGACAAAAUGACCUUCACGGGCAGAACUGUUAUCAGCAUGUCUAUACUUCACAGCACAAACCGCAUUGUAUUCCAUGGUGCUAAUCUCAACAUUACCAAAGCAACCUUCAAAUUGGGUGAUGGGCAGGCCAGUGAUGUGACUGUACUGGAAUACAAACCCAGACAGCAGUUAGCUGUUAAUUUCUCAGAGGAGCUGAAAGCAGGCCAGUACUGUGUUUUGACAAUGGAAUAUUCUGCCAACUUCUCAAACGCAUAUGAUGGUUUCUACAAGAGCUUCUACAUUGAUAAGGACCGAAACAAAAGGGUCCUAGCAGCAACACAGUUUGAGCCGCUGUCAGCCAGGAAAGCCUUCCCUUGUUUUGAUGAACCAGCUUUCAAAGCGACAUUCCUGAUUAAAAUCAGCAGAAAAAAAACCUACAUGACUCUUUCAAACAUGCCCAAGGCAAAAUCCACAAAUCUCUCCAAUGGCCUUGUGCAGGAUGAGUUUGAAAAGACCAGUGUUAACAUGAGCACUUACCUGGUGGCCUUCAUCGUUGCUGACUUCACCCCUAACACCAAAAAUGUUUCAGAAACCCAGGUGUCAGUCUACUCUGUACCAGAGAAAAAUGGGCACACUGAGUAUGCUCUGACCAUAACCUCUAAACUGCUGGAGUUUUACAAUAACUUCUUUGACAUUAAUUACCCUCUCAAAAAACUAGACUUGGUAGCUAUUCCUGACUUCCUGGCAGGAGCCAUGGAGAACUUGGGGCUAAUCACUUUUCGGGAAACCACUUUGUUAGUGGGCAAAGAGUCUUCUCUCCUGGAAAAACAAGUGGUGGCUUCUGUCAUAGCACAUGAGCUUGCUCAUCAGUGGUUUGGAAACCUGGUGACUAUGACAUGGUGGAAUGACCUGUGGCUCAACGAAGGCUUUGCCACUUACAUGGAGUACAUGUCACUGCAGGAAGUGUCGCCCGACCUGGAAACUGGUAAUUUAUUCCUCUCAGUGCGGUUCAGAGCCCUAGACAAAGAUGCACUAAACUCCUCGCACGCUGUGUCGACAGACGUUAAUACAACAGAACAAGUAGAGGAGAUGUUUGACUCUGUCUCUUAUGAAAAGGGUGCAUCCAUUCUUCUAAUGCUGAAUGCUUCCUUCCCCGGAGAUCAACAGUUCAGAAAGGGUAUCAUUGAAUAUCUCAAACAGUUCAGUGGAUUAAAUACAGACACUGAUGACCUCUGGAACAGCCUCACACAGACCGAUAAGUCCACGCACCACAUGAAUGUAUCGCAGAUGAUGACAUCGUGGACAUCACAGAAAGGCUUCCCACUGGUCACUGUGAACCUCAUGGGAAACCAGGUGACACUCGCACAGGAGCACUUCUUGCUCACAUCUGACAAUACCACGCAUACGUCAAGCUUGUGGCAUAUUCCAGUGACGUACGUGAACGACAGCUGUAGUUUGGCCCCUGAGUGCAGACAGGUUUUCACUCUGAAAAAUAAAUCAGACACAUUUAAGCUGUCAAAAAAUGUAACUUGGCUGAAGUUGAACUACAAAAAUACAGGCUUCUACAUAGUGGACUACGGAAAGGAUGGCUGGUCUGCUCUUGCUCAAGCUUUGUUCUCAAAUGUCGGCGUUCUUACACACGAGGACCGUGCUUCACUUAUACAUAACAUCUUUGCUCUCUCCAGAUUGGGACGUGUGUCCUUCCUGCAGGUCAUAAAUCUACUGAAAUAUGUCUCAGCGGACACUGAGACUUCUCCUGUGACAGAGGCCCUUUUACAGCUCAAUAAUAUCUACCGACAGCUUGAAAAAAGACAGGAGUCUAAUCUUGCAUCCCGCAUGAAGAAUUUUAUUAUGAGCACAUUUCGUAAUCUGACGGCCAAACAAACAUGGGAAGAAGAAGAGAAUGUGUCCAAACAGGAGCUGCGCUCUGCUCUGCUGGAGAUGGCCUGUAAUCUGAAUGAUGAAAACUGCACCCAGCAGGCCACGUCCCUGUUCAAAAAGUACAUGGAGUCAAAUGGUACCCUCAGGAUUCCUGGUGAUCUGCAGCAGACUGUAUUUACAGUGGCUGGCCGGUCUGAUGAAACCUGGGACGCUCUUUUCAACAUAUAUGUACAUGCCACGUACGAUUCAGAGAAGCGGAAAAUGCUAAAGGGCCUAGCAUCCACUCAGAACCCACAACGUUUAGUACAGAUUCUGUCGUUUGGUCUGAGGGGAAGUCUCAUUCAGACUCAGGAGUUGCCUUUGGUUAUCAGCACUAUGUGUCAGAGCUUUGCUGGUUGUUUGUUUGCCUGGGACUUCAUACAAGAGAACUGGGACCGCCUCAUAGAGAAGUUCCCUAUUGGCUCCUUUGCCAUCCAGGCAAUCAUCAAAUCUGUUACCUCCCAGUCCUCCACACAGGCACAACUUCAUAAAGUGCAGGCUUUCUUCUCUGGUCUGAAGGAGCGUGGCUCUCAGAUGAGGAGCGUGCAGGAAGCUUUGGAAACCAUAAAGCUGAAUCAGUGCUGGAUGGACAGGAACCUGCCUACACUCCGACAAUGGCUGUAACACAGAUGCUCCAACAAGUCUCCACCCCAGUAACAAGCAACUGGGCUGUUUCUUUGAGACAACAACAGUAUUUGCACUAUCUUAGGACUGUGUCCUUUACCUCCCCUCAUCCAGACCAGAGCGCUAAUCAGUGGUUGUGCUCUAGCUGGUUGGACAGGUUGUUUUAAUUUUUGAGAUUGGUCCUGUAAGUUGUACAUGAUAGCUCAGGGUGGAUCUGAUUGUGUGUGUGUGAUUGUGACAGGGGGUCGUCAGAUGCAAUACACACUCCUCAUGUUUUAUGCUGUUGACCAAACCUCUUCCGCAGUUCUCAUCUAAACCUCACGCCUGAGCAGACAAUCAUGCUUUCACCCACACUCCUUUGGCCCAACCACCUCUCAGGCACCUUUCAUCGUGAGCUGUAAAACGGCCACUUUAAAAUAAACUCAAUAGUAUGAUUAAUGUCAAUAUUACUGUGUAUGUGAAGAUGCAGCUGUCAGGGAUUUCUCAGCAAUGAUGAAUUUAAAUUAAUGUUACUUGAUAGAUAGGAUUAUCCUUAGAGUUAAAGUAACCACGUGUCUUUUUGUUGGAAGAAUAUCUACCUGUCAGCCUGUACUAAUUAUUCAUGCGAUCCCAAGUGUUUGCUAUACUAGUCAUGGUUGGGCUACAAGAUUUGUUCGUUGAUGAGUAGAUGCCAGUGUGUUGGUAUUGAAUGAAUGUACUGACAAAAAUAUCCCACUGUGUACUGUAGAUGAUGUACAAAAAAUAGUGCAGGUUUAAAAUGAUAGCCAUUGUGUCUUAGGUGAGAGCAGGCAGUGCACACUGGAGCUAAACAUUCAUUUCUUCCUUCCUUUCUAUCUCUCCCCCAAACUUUAAUCCCAGCCAAGCUUUAAUCAACAAUUUUUAAAUUUUUUUUUUUCUUUUUAAAUUUGGAUCACUUUCCUGCAAUGAAGUCACUUUACAGACUCACUCUUUGGCUUUUUCCGCUUGUAAAGUUGUAAUUAUAGUGUAGAUAUGCUCAACCCCAAAGCCUUUUCCCUUGCCGUUUUGGAUGUACCAUUUUAAACAUCUAAACUUUAAACAUUUUAAUAAUUAGCUUUCUCGUGUGUGUGUGUGUGUGUGUGUGUGUGUGUGUGUGUGUGUGUGUGUGUGUGUGUGUGUGUGUGUGUGUGUGUGUGUGUGUGUGUGUGUGUGUGUAACUGUACACAUCUACCUGAUCAGGAGUCUUGGUUAAAGUGUUUUACUGCAUCUCUUGAUUUGAGACAACACCUGGAGGACAUUUGCUCAUGAAUGUUGUGUUUUAAGGGCUAAUGUGCAUAUUUAAGUAUCCAAAGUAUACAGAAGAACAAUCCAUGUUGAUAGUUUGCUCAGUAAGCUGUUACUUGUCAGCCAAAAAUAGGAAUAUUUAAAGUUGGUCCAGUGUUAACCACCUCUGUAUGUUCACUAUUUAUUGUCUUGAGAUAGCUCCUCCAGUUUUGCAACAAGAUGUUAUUUAAGUACAGCUGUACCCUCAGCCAAAGCGGUACUUAUUCACUCUAUUGCUUGCCAUGAUUGGCAGGUGAAAUGUGAUCAUCAUUACAUUCAGGAGGCCUGCAUCUCUUUUUUGGUGGUCAUAAUAUUGUUUGUUCCAUUGAUGUAAAAAACAAAAAACAAAACAAAAAAAAAAACCAAUGUCCAAAACAGUAGUACAGACUGUUGUUACAAAGGCAUCUGUGCACAGUUGCUGGUAAUGGUGGCCUUUUUUUUUAUUUCGGAGAAUGCAACUAUUCCUGUGAACAGGUGAGAACGAUGGUGUACGGCACUGUGAAGAACUGAGAUGGUACUGAUUUGGUUACACUUUACCAGUAAAGUUUCCCCCUUUAUUUAUUCCAUUAUAUCUAUAAUGACUUUACAGAAAUAUUUUGGAAUCCUUGCAUUUUUAUCCUCCUGAUGAUUUUGGCUCAUUUUCCUUAGAAAGGCCUUACUAUCUUGUUACAUUAGCCGGAGAGUUUGAUUGUCAUGUCUCAUUUUCUGUCAGAGUCCUGGCAAUCAUAGUAUGUGAUGAUAGGGCUACUGUAGAGGACCACAUGUGCAGUAAAGCCAGUCAGACUGUCUUUGUUUUUGUUGCACAUUAAUGAAAUGCUGUAGAUGCUUUUAUCAUUUUGUUGCUCUUCAUUUGAAUAAAAAUAUAAAUAAUAAAGGUUU
Molecule: messenger RNA, 5659 nt
Organism: Maylandia zebra (zebra mbuna)
Lineage: Eukaryota; Metazoa; Chordata; Actinopteri; Cichliformes; Cichlidae
Gene: lnpep
Product: leucyl/cystinyl aminopeptidase
Biological process (GO): peptide catabolic process; proteolysis; regulation of blood pressure
Cellular component (GO): cytoplasm; plasma membrane
Molecular function (GO): metalloaminopeptidase activity; zinc ion binding; peptide binding
Source: RefSeq, a predicted model, not a curated record